AUGAUGACUUGUAACUACGGGACAAUUGAUAGAAGUCUUGACGGAUCUUACACUGGAACGCUGAGAAAAGCAGAGCGACGUGCUCAGACACCACCACAUUCCAUGCAUUCGCUCCCACGAGCAAUAUCACGGUACUCGCAUCAGAUUGGCUCUUUGGACGACCUGCCACUGUCAUUACCUGCUCUUUCACCAAAUCUGAAUUCUGGGAGAAAAUCCAGCCAAGCUGAGUCUAGUGCCGCAAUUCAGCACUACGUUGAGAGGCUAGCAGAAGAUGAGAGUACCGUUUUCGGCGCGACGCUGAGGCGAUUCAUUGAGUGUACUGUUCAAAGCGAAGAAGCGGACCCCAGUGUGGUUGUGCGAAAUGUUCGGCAAUUCAUCAACGGCAUCAAGAAUUACCUUGUCAAGCAUGGAGAAGGUGAUCUUCACGGUCUCAUCGAUCAGGAAAGCUCUCAUCUCAAUGCGAAUCAGAUCCUCAAUAUCGACGCUAUACUUGAAGCUGUACUGCACAAACUACUGCUCAAGCGCGUGAAACCUCAUCUUUAUCAUGUGAUGGUGAAGGACCAUUCAAGGGCAGGUGGUUUACAAGCGUUGUCUGCCAACAUCGCCUACGUACGGACCCUGAGCCUAGCUGAACUAGGGUUUGCUGAUGCUGAUCAGCUGGUCACGCCGUCAGCAUCAGUAAUGGAGCAAAUCAAAAACUGCUUGAGAAAAAUGCAACAUCAUUACUCGCCGUUGAAAAAGCUUGAAAAUCUUCUCAGAGCCAUAAGCAUCGUCUUGGGAAUACAAACGAAAGAUGACGAGAAGGACAACCAGAAGAUUAUAGCGGCCGAUGAUCUGGUCAGAUGGUUGGUUUACAUCCUUGCACGAUCGUCGACUGUUGGAUGUGAGGUUGAAGCGUGGUACAUGUGGGAAUUACUCCCUCAACAAAUGAUCACCAAGGGCGAUGCUGCCUAUUACUUAACGGCGCUAUUCUCGGCCAUUCAUAUACUGAAGAGUAUCGAUGCUAUCAAGAAAUUGGCCGAAAAGGAUGAAGACAUGGUGGCUAGUAUGGAUCUUUCCCGUCAGUUCUGCUCACCUUCGCCUUCAUGCGCAUCUGACGCCUUCGUCAAAGUGGCUAUACCGGACGAGGUAGCCGGUUGUAUAAGAUGGUUGGUUUACAUCCUUGCACGAUCGUCGACUGUUGGAUGUGAGGUUGAAGCGUGGUACAUGUGGGAAUUACUCCCUCAACAAAUGAUCACCAAGGGCGAUGCUGCCUAUUACUUAACGGCGCUAUUCUCGGCCAUUCAUAUACUGAAGAGUAUCGAUGCUAUCAAGAAAUUGGCCGAAAAGGAUGAAGACAUGGUGGCUAGUAUGGAUCUUUCCCGUCAGUUCUGCUCACCUUCGCCUUCAUGCGCAUCUGACGCCUUCGUCAAAGUGGCUAUACCGGACGAGGUAGCCGGUUGUAUAAGAUAUGCGACAUUUCCUGGUGUACCACAGAUGACGACGGGCAAACUGUGUCGUGUGAUUGCUCAUCAGCAAGGGAUUACGAAUCCUGAAGACCAUGGAUUAUACUUGAUAGUAAAUGGCUACGAGUCAUGCCUUUUGCCGCACGAAUGUCCUGACGCGAUCCGUGACAAUUUGCGAGGCACUGGAAAACCGCAUCUGUUCGCCUAUAAGCGCCACGAUGCGAAGAUCGGCUGGCCACGUCAAGUGAUGUCCACGCCCGGUUAG
Cooperia oncophora is the source of this 1710-nucleotide messenger RNA. NCBI's taxonomy places the organism in Eukaryota, Metazoa, Nematoda, Chromadorea, Rhabditida, Trichostrongylidae. The record is from the annotation of a GenBank genome assembly.